CACCUGACUUGCUUCUGCACAAAGGUCUUAAGUUUCUUGCCAGCGCAGUGAUCUGGAGGACGCCAUGAACUUGCUGCUCUAAAAUAUGAUGUCUUGGGAGAAAGCAGCCAUUUUGUGCCUUGUUGUGUGGUCAGAGGCAUACACUAAGAACUGCAGGGUGAAAGAAAGAACUUUGUUCCCUGCAGACAGCCUCAUUUGAUCAUCACUUGACUCUUCACUACCUGUAACCUCAUCACUAGCCUUUCCUGUCACCCUGCGAUCUGUUACAGUCCAAGCAUUGACCAGAUUAAACCGCAGGUUCCAGGAUGGGUCGACUUGAUGGGAAGGUCAUUGUCCUCACGGCUGCCGCUCAGGGGAUCGGCCGAGCAGCCGCGUUGGAUUUAUUUGUGCGUUGUGUCUACCAGGCUUUUGCAAAAGAAGGUGCCAAAGUCAUAGCCACCGAUAUCAAUGAAUCCAAACUUCAGGAACUGGAUAAGUACCCAGGUAUUCACACUCGGGUCCUUGAUGUCACAAAGAAGAAGCAAAUUGACCAGUUUGCCAAUGACAUUGAGAGACUUGAUGUUCUCUUUAAUGUUGCUGGUUUCGUCCAUCACGGAACCAUCCUGGACUGUGAGGAGACAGACUGGGACUUCUCGAUGAACCUCAACGUCCGCAGCAUGUACCUGAUGAUCAAGGCUUUUCUUCCUAAGAUGCUGGCUCAGAAAUCUGGCAACAUUAUCAACAUGUCCUCUGUGGCUUCCAGCAUCAAAGGUGUUGUGAACAGGUGUGUGUACAGCACAACCAAGGCAGCCGUGAUCGGCCUCACAAAGUCCGUGGCUGCAGACUUCAUCCAGCAGGGUAUCCGGUGCAACUGUGUGUGUCCAGGAACAGUUGAUACCCCAUCUCUGCAAGAAAGAAUACAAGCCAGACCAAAUCCUGAAGAGGCACUGAGCGAUUUCCUAAAGAGACAGAAAACAGGAAGAUUUGCAACUGCAGAAGAAGUAGCCCUGCUCUGCGUGUACUUGGCUUCUGAUGAAUCUGCCUACAUCACGGGGAAUCCUGUCAUCAUUGAUGGAGGCUGGAGUUUGUGACUUCAGUCAGGGUCUCCCUGCUGGGAAGGCGGGCCCUUCCUGACCACAGUGAACCUACUUACGAAGAAAACUCACCCAUCCUCUCUUUCCAAUUAACGGCAAAUCAAUGAAAAUGAAACCUUUUGAUGAUGUCAUUGUUCACAAGAAUCUGAGUCUUUAAAUACAUUAAUCUCUUUCUAGUCUGUUCUGAAAUCAUUGUAGUUUGGUGAGAUAAUGAACUCACUGCAAAAAGAAUAUUUUAAGAAUAAGCCUCAGUUUGUAAGCAUGUAAAAAUUAAAAUGUGAAUAUGAAGAAAAA
This is a messenger RNA of Bubalus bubalis (water buffalo), 1367 nucleotides long. It is a transcript of the gene BDH2, whose product is annotated as 3-hydroxybutyrate dehydrogenase 2. The record is from RefSeq and is a predicted model, not a curated record. Gene Ontology annotation, cellular component: cytoplasm. NCBI's taxonomy places the organism in Eukaryota, Metazoa, Chordata, Mammalia, Artiodactyla, Bovidae. Gene Ontology annotation, biological process: siderophore biosynthetic process. Gene Ontology annotation, molecular function: 3-hydroxybutyrate dehydrogenase activity. The transcript is spliced from 11 exons. Bases 306 to 1070 code for a protein of 254 amino acids.